GCGCAGGCGUGUUAUGGCCGAGCUGGCUGGCUGUGUAGAAAAUAGCGUUAAAGCUGACGCGCUGUACAAUAUGCCCACAUAUUCACGUAGACAUGGCGAACUGUGCUUUAGGCUUCCGUUUAGCUCUGCGCUUGUCGACCGUUUUAUGGUCUAUAAAAAGCAUUCUCGUUCUGUUACUUUUCAGCCGUACUCAGGCCACUCGGCUGUACUCCAGCGAGGACCCCUUGACAAUACUGACCAGCCACACACUGAAAGAAACCUUGCACAACUCUUCGUCUGCCUGGCUGGUCCAGUUUUAUUCGUCGUGGUGUGGUCACUGUAUUCAGUACUCGCCGACAUGGAAAGCGCUGGCCGGGGAUGUGAAAGAUUGGGAGCAGGCCAUACGCAUCGGGGUGCUGGACUGCGCUCACGAGAAGAACUUUGACAUCUGCAGGGAGUUUGGAAUUCACUUCUACCCCACGUUCCGGUACUUCAAAGCACUCAGCAGCACCUUUGAUGUGGGCAAAACAUACAGAGGGCCUGACCGGGAGUUGCAGACGGUGCGCCAGCUGAUGGUGAACUUCCUCCAGAACCACACCAGAGAGGACUGGCCUGUAGGGUGCCCCCCACUGGAGCCCACCAGGUCUGAAAACAUCCUGUCCCUGCUGGGCCAGAAGUCAGAGCUGUACACUGCAAUCAUCAUCGAGGAUGAGGACUCGUACGUGGGCCGAGAGGUGAUUUUGGACUUGAUGGUGUACGAAGGGCUGAGGGUGACCAGGGUGCUGAGUUCAGACAGAGCGUUCCUGGAAAACCUGGGGGUCAAGGCCCUACCUUCUGUCUACCUGCUCCACCCCAAUGGAAGCCACUCCCUCGUGGAUGUGCAGAAACGUUUGCGUUUUUUCUUCUCUUCAUACCUGAAGCUGCUUCCUGCGGUGCACAGGAAACAGGCCAAGUCUGCCCAUGACCUGGUGCAUGCUGGGCCCGGGGUAGCUGAGGUGUGGAAGGAGUUUGACAAGUCUAAGGUGUACAUGGCAGACCUGGAAUCCGGGUUGCAUUACCUGCUACGUGUGGAGCUGGCCAGCCACCAGACCCUAGAGGGAGAGGAGCUCAAGACCUUCAAGGAUUUUGUUACAGUUGUUGCCAAGCUGUUUCCAGGCCGACCAUCUGUGGUGAAGCUGUUAGAGACCCUGCUGGAGUGGCUGGUCAGUUUGCCUCUGGAGAGAAUUCCCUACAAUGCUAUCCUGGACCUUGUCAACAACAAGAUGAGGAUCUCGGGGCUGUUCCUGAGCGACCGGCUCCAGUGGGUGGGGUGCCAGGGCAGUCUUCCUGAGUUGAGGGGGUACCCCUGCUCUCUGUGGACCUUGUUCCACACGCUCACCGUGCAGGCAGCGCAGCGGCCCGACGCCCUGGCCAACACUGGCCUAGAGGAGGACCCCCUGGCGGUGCUGCAGACCAUGCGGCGGUACAUCGGCAUGUUUUUCGGCUGCCAGGAGUGCGGACAGAACUUUGAAGAGAUGGCGAAGGAGUCCCUGUCUCAGGUGCAGUCCCUGGACCAGGCUGUGCUCUGGCUCUGGAGGAAGCACAACCAGGUCAACAGCAGGCUGGCAGGUACACUGAGCGAGGACCCCCGCUUUCCAAAGGCACAGUGGCCGACCCCCGACCUGUGCCCGGCGUGUCAUGAGGAGAGGGAUGGCCUGCAUGUGUGGAAUGAGGAGAAUGUGCUGUCCUUCCUCAAACAGCACUACACUGGAGCCAACAUCUCCCCAAAAUACGCCAGCAGCACCGUCCCGGAGACGGGGGGCGCUGCUGAGCCCGCCUCCCAGGGCGACCGGGGCCCACCCCCCGCCAGAAACCGUGACCGAACCCUCCCGGGCAACGCCCUCUCCUCGAACGCACUGCCCUCCCGGGAGAAGCAGCAGUGGGUCCAGGGGAGGGCGGGGGAGAUAGGUGGGGGCGGCGGGGCCGAGGCACGGCCAGGCGUCACCUUCCUGGGCCUGGGCUUCUCCAGCGUGGACAUGAGCCUGUGUGUGCUCCUCUACGCCUCCUCCUGCCUCUUCCUCAUGCUCAUGUUCUUCUUCUUCCGCAUGCGCUCCAAGCGCUGGAAGGUACGGCACAGCCGCCCAUACGUAUAGCAGGCUGGCGACACCCAGUGCCCCGGAGGACAGUUCUCAGACUGAAUCUCUUCCAUUCUGAAGAAGCCCCUGGCUUUUGGUCUCGUUCCUUUGUCCUUUAGUGCUACGAUUUGAGGUGCGUUAGAAUAUGAAGUGACCACCCCCCCCAGCCCUGCUCACGAGCUAGGGGCAGUCACCAUACAGCGGCCAGGGGGUGGGGGGGUUCCUGACAUGUGCGCAAGCUGUAAAAUGUCUUGCCCAGCUGUGACAUCAGGAAUGCUUGUGUUAUGUGACUGCGGUGUUGUGGACCGAAAGCUGUAGGGCACGGAUCAAGCAGUCAAACGGGGGGCCAGAAGAGGGACCAGCUGACUGGACUUUUGGCGGGAGCCUGACCUAAAGCGAGGACAUUACAUGACUGCAACAGGACUGCAGUGUGUUCUGUUUGUUUUGUACAUUUUACUGUGAAAGUGAAGCCGUAUUGGUCGCAAACGCAGAUGCCCCUCCCGGGCUCUUUUUCUGGUGGCUUUCGUGCAUUCAGUGGUGAUUUAGCUCAGUCAAUUUAAUCUAUUUUAUGUACAACCAUGAAGUCAGAACCAAGUGCACUGCCACACCAGCCUCCUCUUUUAAUAGGUUAAAUGACUUACUUCCAUUUCACCGAUCCAAAGCUCAGUCACCAAUGUUUGCGACACGUCGCUCGUUUGCGUAUCUAUAUGGCAGCUUUUACUGUGAUUUUUUAACUAUCCUGAAGCCUGAAGAAAAUUCUGAAAGUUGGUAUUUAAGACGGUGAAGAAUAUCAGGUGCUCCAAGGAACUUCAGAGAAAGCCUGACCAUUGGAUUUAACAUUACCAUUUUGCCAGUGUGAUACUGUUCAAAUUCUAGUAAAGUGGACUGUUUUAGAGGAAAUCACCGUGUUAUUGAUAAUUCUCUUGUGAGUUCUUCACUUAAGAUGAGGAUAUAAAAUUGCUUUGUAUUUUUAUACGCUUGAAAAUGCACAUUUUGGGGAAAUGUUUAAAUGGAUUGUGCUGUAGAGCUUUGGCUUACACAUGUUUGUAAAAAUUAAGUCUACUGUAAUUGUAAUUUCUGCAGUUUGCUGGUUUAUGAGUUUUUUUUCUCCUCCGCUUGGGCCUGUUGAGUGUCAGGCAGCUGAAUUGACUACAUGAAUAUGGAUAUUUUCUUAACUAUUCAUCUUUUAGUGCCCUAUACAGUUCAGGCAAAUUUGCCAUUUUAUUUUUCUAGUGAUUUAAUGCAUUUUAUUUUAUCAGUUUUUUUCUGAUUUGUUUCCUCUUGGGGUAGACACAAAUGACAGAAUGAUCACUCACUUAGGGAAAAACUGAGUCCAUUGAAAUCUGCCAGACUGAGCCUUGUACAUCUCAGAUCUCUUGUGGAUGUAGUUUCCUCCAGAUUCUGAUCUUUCUAGUUCUCCAGGUGUCAACUACAGGCUGGUUUUUCUAUCGAAGCCUGCCUACAUUAAAUAUCACACACACAGAAACGAAGAUGUUGGCUGUUUUUUGUAAAGUUUUAUCAAGAUCCUUCUUGGGAUGGAUUGAUUAUUGGCUAUUAUUAGGAUUGUACCGAUUAAUGUAUUAAUAGGUCUGAUCAAUCAACUAAUGCUUUUUAAUUGGCAGCUAAUUUCAGAUAAAAAAUGAAUUGUUCUUUAUUGUUAAAUUUUAACUUUUUAUGCAGUUACUGUUACCCGGGCAAAAGGAGGCAGCAUAAAAUCAUAACCAGUCAGGUCAUUAAAUCUGCUAGCAUCAUUGGCGAUACCAACCUCUUGAGGAUUUACAUAGACAUUUUGGUUCCAAGUUAGAUGCAGAGGGGACAGAGGGGUCCAUAAAAAAACAAAAAUUCACUGUCUGCAUUGUAAACAGCUUCUCAGGGUAAUUUGACUCUUUUACAAUAUCACCUGCAAACAAAGCAUCCUUGCUGCAAACUGAGAGCCUGAGUUGUCAUAAAUAAAAUGGCAAUGGGGAAACAUCCAAUGGCCUAUCCGACUCGACUGCUGGCAUGUAGUGUACAGCAAAUGAUUGUCAAUGAAAUGGUUGUCAAGUCAUCAACAGCACACUGGAUCAAAAAAAAAAAAUCACUUACCGACUGAAAUCACUUGCAAACUCACUGGUAGUUUGAAUGGCAAGUGAUCCAACAGCUAGCACUGCAUUCCGAGGAAUAUUUAUUCAUUAAUAAACAGGUUUAAAGUGUCCUGAAUAAUGUACUGAUGAAUUAAUUCAGCUAAUGAGGAAACAAUUACCAACAACUUUUUAUAGGGUAGCAGCCUUAGUUAUUAAACAAAGAUGUAUGGUAAUCUGUUUAAAAUGCAGGGGUUGAAUAAUGUGACUAACCAUUCCAACAACGGAUUUAAAUUAAAAUGUAUCUAUUUUUGAAUUCAGUCACUUUCACAGUUUUUAGCAAACCCACUCCCAAAUGUUCUUCGCGAUUGUACUUCAUCUAAGGUCAGAUACUUGAAGCAGGCAGAGGCUUAUGCAUCUCAUAACCUUCUCAGUAUAUGAGACUAUUUAAAGUUUUGUUUUUAAUUAUUUUGGAUUGAACGCAACAGAUGGUUUAACAUAGCAAAACGGGCUUAUGUAAAAAAAAAAAAAAAAAAGAUUUUUGAAACAUUUUAAAAUGGGUUAUUGUGAUUUCAGAAUGUUUCAUGUGAAUUAUUUGUUCAGAUCAGUCGGUAUGUCCUGUAUUUGUAUAUGGAUUUGAGGCAUGUGACAUUUGGAACAAUGUUAACUGAAUUAUUAUUAAUAUAUGGAGCAGGCCAACAUCUCAUGUGGGAACUGUGUUUGGAACUGAGUAGCACAGGUGGUGGAGGAGGAGGUGUGUGCUGGUCACACUCAAAUGGCCUUUUUCCAGCUGCUGAGUCAUUGCUUUAAAUCACAUCUGUUGUAUCUUUGUGUAAAUUUUACCUACUCAAGAAUGCUAUGUUAGCAUUGUGUUUGUGUAAAUUUCUUACUUAUUUUUGACAAAUGUUUGCCUUUUUUUCUUUUAAAAUGAUGUGUGAUUGCUGCAAUUUGUCUUGAAAAUUAAAUACGGAAAUGUGUCAAUUCA
Molecule: messenger RNA, 5138 nt
Organism: Anguilla anguilla (European eel)
Lineage: Eukaryota; Metazoa; Chordata; Actinopteri; Anguilliformes; Anguillidae
Gene: qsox2
Product: quiescin Q6 sulfhydryl oxidase 2
Exons: 12
Coding region: 93-2111 (672 amino acids)
Biological process (GO): protein folding
Cellular component (GO): Golgi membrane
Molecular function (GO): protein disulfide isomerase activity; flavin-dependent sulfhydryl oxidase activity
Source: RefSeq, a predicted model, not a curated record